This is a messenger RNA of Hypoxylon trugodes, 540 nucleotides long. Its product is annotated as SOH1-domain-containing protein. Gene Ontology annotation, biological process: regulation of transcription by RNA polymerase II. The coding region runs from base 1 to 540 and encodes 179 amino acids. The transcript is spliced from 3 exons. Gene Ontology annotation, molecular function: transcription coregulator activity. The record is from RefSeq and is a predicted model, not a curated record. Gene Ontology annotation, cellular component: core mediator complex; mediator complex. Lineage: Eukaryota; Fungi; Ascomycota; Sordariomycetes; Xylariales; Hypoxylaceae.
AUGGAUGUCGAAAUGCAACAAUCCCCACCUGCCCCUCCAGCGGAUGGUGAACCGAAGUAUGGCGGUUUUAGCCGUUUUGAGAUCGAGCUCGAGUUCGUCCAAUCCCUCGCGAACCCCUUCUACCUCAACCACCUCGCCUCCCAAAAGCUCCUGAACGAACCAGCCUUUAUCGCCUACCUCUCCUACCUGCGCUACUGGACCCGACCGCCCUACAUCAAGUACCUAAACUACCCCGGUCCAACCCUCAAGCACCUCGAGCUUCUCCAAGAAGAGCGUUUCCGCCAGGAAAUCAUCAGCCCCGAACUGGUACAAGCUCUAGCUGCGGAGGGAACCAAGGCUUCGACAUUUUGUUCGUCGCGGUCUGCCCGCCAGGGUUCCGAUGAUUCUUUGGAGGCGAGGCAGGGUUCCCCGAGUGAAGCUACAACUGUGACACUUACUGCAGCUAUGAGAGAAGCUUCUAAGACACCUUUGCCGGAGACGCCUCAGCAGAGUCCUACGAAAACUGAUACGCGUGGGGAGGACGUUGCGACAGCGAAGUAG